Pseudomyrmex gracilis is the source of this 2060-nucleotide messenger RNA. RefSeq names its product T-complex protein 1 subunit alpha (gene CCT1). Gene Ontology annotation, biological process: protein folding. Lineage: Eukaryota; Metazoa; Arthropoda; Insecta; Hymenoptera; Formicidae. Gene Ontology annotation, molecular function: ATP hydrolysis activity; ATP-dependent protein folding chaperone; ATP binding. Bases 132 to 1805 code for a protein of 557 amino acids. Gene Ontology annotation, cellular component: chaperonin-containing T-complex. The record is from RefSeq and is a predicted model, not a curated record. The transcript has 10 exons.
GAUUACUAUUAUUAUUAUUUGUUGAAGCGUGGAGUCUGAUGUGCGAUUCUCUCUCUUCCGACCGUACUUUUUAGAGAUCUUGAGUGAAUAAAUUUGAUCAAAUUGUUGGAUUGAACCGCGGUUUAUUAACAAUGUCAAACGCAACAAGUCGCUUAGCCGUCGCGGGAACCCGGCAGUCUGGAGGAUCGGUGCGUACAGAAAAUGUUAUGGCUGCUUGUGCUGUUUCCAACAUACUUAAAAGUUCUUUAGGUCCAGUUAGUUUAGACAAAAUGCUGGUUGAUGAUAUUGGUGAUGUUACUGUUACCAAUGAUGGUGCGACAAUCUUACGUCUGUUAGAAGUGGAACAUCCAGCUGCACGAGUUUUAGUUGAACUAGCUCAGUUACAAGAUGAAGAAGUUGGAGAUGGCACCACUUCUGUUGUAAUAGUGGCAGCUGAGCUUUUAAAAAAUGCAGAUGAACUUGUGAAACAAAAGAUUCACCCAACUUCAGUCAUCAGUGGCUAUAGGCUUGCUUGCAAAGAGGCGUGCAAAUAUAUUCAAGAACAUUUGACCGUCAGUGUGGAUGAACUUGGAAGAGAUUGUUUGGUCAACGUCGCAAAGACGGCCAUGUCUAGCAAAAUUAUCGGAGCGGACGAUACUUUCUUUGGUAACAUGGUAGUCGACGCCGCUAAUGCGGUAAAGAUCUCCGAUGGCAAAGGUGGCUUUUUGUAUCCAAUCAAAGCAGUCAACGUCCUGAAAGCUCACGGAAAGAGCGUUCGAGAAUCGGUUUCGGUUCAGGGAUAUGCUUUGAAUUGCACCGUCGCCUCCCAAGCGAUGCCGAAAAGAAUAGCGAACGCAAAGAUCGCGUGUCUCGAUUUUUCAUUGCAGAAAGCGAAGAUGAAGUUGGGCGUUGAAAUACUUAUUACCGAUCCCGAAAAACUUGAAGCAAUACGUCAACGCGAAGCAGAUAUAACGAAGGAACGCAUUCAGAAAAUUCUCGCUACCGGGGCCAAUGUUAUUCUUUUGUCCGGUGGUAUUGACGAUUUGAGCUUGAAGUAUUUUGUAGAAGCUAAGGCUAUGGCAGUACGCAGAUGCAAGAAAGCCGAUCUGAAGAGAAUUGCCAAAGCUACAGGUGCGCAAUUUCUGACUUCACUGACAAAUAUGGAAGGGGAGGAGAGUUUUGACGCUAGUUUCUUAGGAGAAGCAGCUGAGGUGGUACAAGAAAUGAUAUGUGACGACGAGCUUAUUCUUAUCAAAGGCCCAAAGGCACGUACGGCAAGUUCUAUUAUUUUACGUGGACCAAGUGACUAUUACUGCGAUGAGAUGGAACGCUCGAUACACGAUGCGUUGUGCGUUGUCAAAAGAGUUCUCGAAAGCAAAAGCGUCGUCGCGGGAGGAGGUUGCGUUGAAGCUGCGCUUUCUAUAUAUCUGGAAAACUUCGCAACAUCACUGAGUUCUCGAGAACAACUGGCUAUAGCGGAAUUUGCACGAUCUUUAUUAAUUAUACCGAAAACGUUAGCGGUAAACGCAGCGCAAGACGCGAUCGAUCUUGUCGCCAAGCUCCGGGCUUAUCACAAUUCUAGCAUAACAAAACCGGAUCUCGUCGAUCUGAAAUGGGUGGGACUCGAUUUAAUCGCAGGUACUAUACGAGACAACAAAAAAGCCGGUGUGUUAGAACCGGCUAUUUCAAAGAUCAAAUCUUUGAAGUUUGCCACCGAAGCGGCUAUAACUAUUCUUCGAAUUGACGAUAUGAUUAAAUUGGAUCCCGAGCCGUCGAAAACCAAAUCUUAUCAGGACGCCAUGGAAGCUGGCGAAUUGGAGGAGUAAUAUCAUUAAGUGUAUUUGUAUCUGUUACAAAAAAAUAUGAUGCAUUUAAAAAAAAAAAAACAAGAAUUUGAAAAUCUGGCACACACGCAAAUUUACGAAAUAAUAAACGACGGUUACAUAAUUUAAUUAGUGCUUUAGUAUAUAGUAUAUUGUUUAUAGUUCUCAAGUACCGCAUGUAUGUCACGCAGUUUAAUUCUGUGUACGCAUAAAACACUGCUACUCAAAACUAAUUUGAAAUAAAGUUUUUUCAUAAUA